Molecule: messenger RNA, 702 nt
Organism: Ipomoea nil (Japanese morning glory)
Lineage: Eukaryota; Viridiplantae; Streptophyta; Magnoliopsida; Solanales; Convolvulaceae
Product: outer envelope pore protein 16-4, chloroplastic
Exons: 6
Coding region: 35-424 (129 amino acids)
Biological process (GO): protein insertion into mitochondrial inner membrane
Cellular component (GO): TIM22 mitochondrial import inner membrane insertion complex
Molecular function (GO): transmembrane protein transporter activity
Source: RefSeq, a predicted model, not a curated record
CGCCCUCACGCCGUCGCAGGGAAAUUGAACUACGAUGGAAGCAGACAUCUCCGGCGAGUUCCCUUGCUCUUCGAUCGCCGUUGAUUCCGUUCUCCGUAUCGGUACAGCUGGCUUGAUCUGGGGCGGUUUGACCGGCCCUCUCGACGCCGACAAACAAGGUCUCACUGGUCUUGCUCGUGCGCCGUUCAUCGCUAGAUCAAUCGGCCGGUUGGGCUUUCAAUGGGGACUCUUUGCUGCAGUUUUCUCAUUCACUCAUUGUGGUGUCCAAAGAUACAGGAGGAAAGCUGAUUUGGUUAAUGUUUUGACAGCAAGCGUCGUAGCAGGCACAGUGAUUGGUGGUACUCGACAAUGGAAGCAGGUUGCGGGAAUAACAGGUCUUGUAUGUCUCUUAUAUGGCGUUAACGACGGCUCUAGAUCAAUCUAGAAAGCAUUUGGGGAAGAAGUGAACCAGUAGGCUUAAAGGGACUGACUUCCAGCUUGAUUCAUCUUCUGCCACAGAAGUUAUACAUUCACAUUUUCAUUGUGAUUAUUUGGUUUUGUUAUCUUUUCACUUAUAGUUCAUAGUUUGAACCUCAACUAGAGUCUUUUCUAGCUUCUAGGAGUAAAACUAUUGCUGCAUUGUAGAAUCAAUGCUUACAUCUGCAUAAGAGAGAUAGAAAAAUAGUCUUUUUAACAAAGAAUAUUGCAUUAAUGACAUUCUAA